Lucilia sericata (common green bottle fly) is the source of this 1039-nucleotide messenger RNA. RefSeq lists its product as uncharacterized. The record is from RefSeq and is a predicted model, not a curated record. The transcript is spliced from 2 exons. Bases 13 to 549 code for a protein of 178 amino acids. Lineage: Eukaryota; Metazoa; Arthropoda; Insecta; Diptera; Calliphoridae.
UGGAACUGUCUAAUGUAUGGUCAUGGUGGAGAGCAUUGUCAUCGAGGUGCCGCUUGCAUGAUAUGCGCAGAAAACCAUCAUACAAAUGUUUGUCCAUUUAAUACAAAUGAAAAGCGACCAGCUGUUUUUACUUGUUUUAAUUGUAAAAAACAUGGAAAAGAAAGAACUGAUCAUGCAGCAAACGACAUAAAUUGUCCACUACGUUCUCUUUAUCUGGAGACGAGGGCAAGAGUAACAACUAAAUCUCAUAAUAAUAACAGAGUACAGCAAAAUCUAAAUACAUUCCAAUUCAACGGUGUGGAAUUUCCCAACUUAGGCAAUACAACAAGCCGCAACAAUAAUAAUAUAAUGAAUGCCAACGUUUCAUACGCAAACCAGCUGAAAAAUAAUUCCGAUCUGUUUAGUGUCGAUGAACUUUUCGAUAUCUUUACAACUGCUAUGGAAGAUUUACAAAGAUGUACAUCAAAAGUGCAACAAAUUAAAGUUGUUAUGUCUAUGAAACGACAGGUCAGAUGGAAGAGGAGGAGGCGUCGCUUUACUGGUUCAUAAAUCUAUAAAACAUAAAAACUGCUUCACAUUUAACACUAGAUCUAUUGAAAAUAUAUCUAUAGAAAUAACAAUAAAUAAUAGACCGAUUGUAAUAACUUCUGCAUACUCGCCCCGUUAUAACAAUAAUUUCUCUAAUGAUAUUCAUAAACUUACACCUUCAGCCAAUGAAUACAUAGUUUUAGGAGACCUAAAUGCUAAACAUUCCGCCUGGAAUUGUGCUACAAGUAACACAGCAGGUGUCAUACUCAACAACAUACAACAAACUUGUAACUUUUUCGUAUACUACCCAAAUAGUCCUACAUUAUACCCACAUCAACGUAAUAGACAACCGUCUACGGUCGAUGUGGUAAUUAGUAAUUCCGCACUAAAUAUAGAAGUAAGAACGUUGGGUUACGAAAUUCCUUCAGAUCAUCGUCCCAUUAUUUGCACCAUAAAACGAUCGAAGGCUUCAAUUGCUGAUAUCAGUUACUAUGAUCAUAGAUUAACGAAC